AAAUGAAACUGAAAGUUUGUCAGAGCCACAGCACAGCUACAAGUAAGAAGAGUGUUUCUGUUUCUGUUUCUGUUUAUAGAUAAAAUAUAGUUUAUUAAGACUUUCUCAGCAACACAACAGAGUCUCUGCUGUGUGAAGAUAUGGCUUCUGUGAGCAGCCUGCCAUCUAAACAUCGGUUCCUGUGCUCCAUCUGUCUGAAUGUGUUCACUGAUCCAGUCACCACAUCAUGUGGACACAACUUCUGUAAAACCUGCAUCAAUGAACACUGGAAUACUAAUGACGAAUGCAAGUGUCCCAAAUGUGCAAAGCUUUUCAACACAAGACCUGAGCUGCGCAUCAACACUUUUAUCUCUGAGAUGGUUGCUCAGUUCAGACAGUCAGCUCAACAGAAAGCCAGCAGCAGCAGCUCAGAGCAACAAUGUGAUAAACCUGAAGUUCCCUGUGACGUCUGCACUGGAACCAAACUGAAGGCCCUGAAGUCCUGCCUGGUGUGUCUGGUGUCCUACUGUGAGACUCACCUGGAGCCUCAUCUGACAAUGUCAGGUCUAAAAAGACAUCAGCUGAUCGACCCUGUGGAGAACCUGGAAGACAGGAUGUGUACGAAGCACGAUAAACCUCUGGAGCUGUUCUGUAAGACCGACCAGACAUGUGUCUGUGUGCUCUGCACCUAUUCAGACCAUAAGACACAUGAGUUUGUUCCUCUGAGAGAAGAAUAUGAAGUAAAGAAGGCAGAGCUGGGGAAGACAGAGGCUGAAAUUCAGCAGAUGAUCCAGAAGAGACAACUGAAGAUUCAGGAGAUCAAACAGUCAGUGGACCUCAGUAAGAAAGACGCAGACAGAGAGAUAGCAGAAGGUGUUCAGGUCUUUACUGCUCUGAAGGAGUCUGUUGAGAGAGGUCAGACAGUGCUCACUGAGAUGAUAAAGGACCAGCAAAGAGCACAAGAGAUAUGGGCCGAAGACUUAAUUCAAGAGUUGGAGCAGGAAAUCUCAGAGCUGACCAAAAGAAGUACUGAGAUGGAGCAGCUCUCACACUCUGAAGACCACCUAUAUUUUCUCCAAAACAUGCAGUACUCGAACGCUGCUCCACCCGCUAAGGACUGGACAGAGUUCAAUGUCCAUCCCUUGUCAUAUGAGGGGACUGUGGUGAGAGUUGUGGCUCAGCUGGAGGAGAUACUCAGUAAAGAGAUGAAGAAACUGUUUGAGACCGAGCUGAAGAGGGUCCAACAGUAUGCAGUGGACGUGACUCUUGAUCCUGACACAGCACAUCCUGAACUCAUCCUGUCUGCUGAUGGGAAACAAGUUAAACAUGGUGAUGUGAAGAAGAAUUUUCCAGACAACCCAGAGAGAUUUUCUACCAGUCUAUGUGUCCUGGGCGAGCAGAGUUUCUCUUCAGGAAAACUUUACUACGAGGUUGAGGUUAAAGAAAAGACCGAAUGGGAUUUAGGAGUGGCCCGAGAGUCGGUUGAUAGGAAGGGACUAAUCACACUGAGCCCUGAGGAUGGGUACUGGAUUAUAUGGUUGAGGAACAGAAACGAGUACAAAGCUCUUGAUGACCCUGAUAUCAGUCUCUCUCUGCAGUCUCAGCCUCAGAAGGUGGGGGUGUUUGUGGAUUAUGAGGAGGGUCUGGUCUCCUUUUAUGAUGUAGAUGCUGCAGCUCUUAUCUACUCCUUUACUGGCUGCUCCUUCACUGAGAAACUCUACCCAUACUUCUGUCCUGGUCUCAAUGAUGAUGGCAAUAACUCUGCCCCUCUGAAUAUAUCUCGGGUCAAUCACACUAAAUAGACCAAUCAGUUUAAAUUCUACAAAAAGCUUCAGUAUUACACAAGAUAGAAGUCAUGGGUUUGAUGAUCUCAUACUCAGAUUUACAAAAUUCACUCAAAUGUCCUGUGACUUGUGUUGCAAGUCUUCCUCUUUCCGAGCCAAAAGAGGAAGAUUCUUAGAGUUAGAAGAUCAGAGUAUUAUAACUUCAUGCAGUGAUUUGUGACUUUAUAUAUGGCUGCUCAAAUUAUUCACACCAGAACGAUAGUACAGUUCUGGACAGAGUCCAGGUCUAAGGUUCAUCUUUAUAUAACUGGAACAGCGUUUAUAUGGAGAUACAUAUCCUUCUUACUGUAUAUUUGCACUAUUUGAUUUGUUUAUUGUUAAAUAUUGUUUAAAAUUUCUAAUUGAAUGACUAUAAAUAUCUGAUUUGGCUAAGGACAGAGAGCUUGCAGGGGAGGCAGUGGCAGACUGAGCUAAAAUGUUUAGUCUGAUAUUACCAAAUAUUAUUCACCUUAUAUUUUUGUAUUAACUAAACAUAUUAAUGUAUACCUUUGGAUUAUUAGCUGGAAAGCUAAGCUGGCCUUAAUACUAUGCAACAAAAUAAAGUUAAUGGCAGGGAGGAUGGUCUGGGUUUUCUGUUUGAUAUUUGAAAUUAUUUUUUUUUUUAAAUUUCCUUUGAUGGUGGUAUGUUUUGGUUUGUUUUUUAAUUGUGUAGCCUGCUAUACUGUAAAAGAAGUACUAAAAAGCUGAGUUUGUGUUCAACAUAAUUUCAUCUUUGACCAUUAAUAUCUAUAAUUAAAAAAAUCUGCUUUGUU
Dicentrarchus labrax (European seabass) is the source of this 2575-nucleotide messenger RNA. RefSeq names its product E3 ubiquitin-protein ligase TRIM21-like. Gene Ontology annotation, molecular function: zinc ion binding; protein binding. Bases 141 to 1781 code for a protein of 546 amino acids. The transcript has 2 exons. The record is from RefSeq and is a predicted model, not a curated record. NCBI's taxonomy places the organism in Eukaryota, Metazoa, Chordata, Actinopteri, Moronidae.